Trichosporon asahii var. asahii CBS 2479 is the source of this 1971-nucleotide messenger RNA. RefSeq lists its product as uncharacterized. The record is from RefSeq and is a predicted model, not a curated record. The transcript is spliced from 2 exons. NCBI's taxonomy places the organism in Eukaryota, Fungi, Basidiomycota, Tremellomycetes, Trichosporonales, Trichosporonaceae. The coding region runs from base 1 to 1971 and encodes 656 amino acids.
AUGUUAUUAUCUGGGUACAUUAAUGCAUACGGUUACUAUCAAACUCGCCAAGCACAGACCAUCGGCAUCUUGUCUUGUCUGCCCACAUCUGGAGAAGUCGGCAAUCACCACUCGUUUGCUUUCCCACGGCUGCUCCGGCCGGCCCACGCGCAGGAUGUAGCCGAGCACCACCGUAGCGCAGUAGCGCGUCGGACUGGCCCACUUGAACAACUCCGCCUUCUCCGCUCACUCCAAACUCUACAUGCGACUCCUACGGAGGAAGGCCGACAUGACGAAGACACUUCCCUUCGACCCGAAAUCUGUCCCGAGCACGGAGUGGACGGCGGACCUCAUCGCCAAGUCGUCCGAGGCUGUCGUGGCCGAGACGCCGUGGGGCACGAUCCGGGGAAGACGGGCGCCGAACGGCACACAGGUGUUCCUCAGUGCGUAUCUGAUGACGGACCGCCGACAGACAGCUGUGGUGCGACGAGUCAUGAGCUGACAGCAGACGUUCCUUACGCUCUCCCGGUCCGCCGAUGGACGGACCCGCAACCCCUCCCCGAGGACCAUCGGUACGAGGACAAGGAGUACAUCUCCGAUGGCAUUUACUGCGCACAGCCGUCGCGCGUAUACCCUUCUAAGCAACCGACCAAGCUGCGACUUGGCCUUGGCGAGCCGAGCGAGUGCCCCUUCUUCGCGGACGUCUACGUUCCCUCGUCGAUCGAUCUGAGCAACCUCGGCGAAGAGAAGGUGCCGGUGCGUGUCUUUGUGCACGGCGGCUUCAUGCAGUGGGGAUCGACGAGCGGGACGAUGUACAACCAGCAGUUCUGGGCUGCCGAGGAGCGACAGGAGGUCCGCGUCCUCGUCGGGCACCGUCUCAGCGUGCUCGGUUUCCUGGCCAGCGCGUACCCGAAACUCGAGGGAAACUAUGGCGUCAAGGACGUGUGGUGUGCGCUGGAGUGGCUGCAGCGCAUCGCCGGAUCGUUCGGAGGCGACGCCGCGCAGGUCCACCUCAGCGGGCUCAGUGGCGGAGCACACCUCUGCCACCAGCUGCUGCACCAUGCGGCCCGCGAGGGCGGAAAGGGGAACAAGGCGCCCUUCAUCUCCUGUUUGCUGCAGAGCAAUGCGAUUUUGGGCGACCCCGUACCGGCCAGCGAGCGACAGGUGAACUUUGACUCGCUCUGUCGCAAACUGGGCCUGAACCCGCGCCAGCCGGGCAUUCUCGACGCGCUGCGCGACGAGGCCCUCGUGCCUACGCUCCGGCUCAUGCGGGCUGUGGACUCGCUCGGCGUGCUGGGCACGUUCCGCUGCGUCGUCGAGCCCGGCUGGGUCGAAGCCGACACGAUGGCGUACCAGGCGACGCGGAUGGGGGACGACCUGCGCGCCGCGGGGGUCGUGAUCGUCGUCGUCGGCGAGGUCCUGCAAGAAGAGGUGUUCUACGCCACGACGCACGCGACCCCGACACCAGCCGACAUUGCGCCCAACCUGCACCGAUACUUCUCCACGCGGCUCUCCUCCGAGUUUGUCGAUCUCUACGACUCGUUCGCGCCCCUCGCCGCGGAUGCGGAUCGCAAGUUCGCCCAGCGCCGCUUCGGCACCAUCAUGGCCAACGCGCAGGUAUACGUGCCCGCGCGCCUCCUGGCCGCUGACCUUAUCAAGCAAAACUUCCCCGUCGUCCGGUACUCUAUCGAGUGUGUCGCCAAGAGCGUCAGCAAGCGCGGACUCGUGACGCACUCGGGCGACACGGUGCUGCAGCACCUCCAGGUCAACAGGCUGACGCCGGAGGAGCGGGAGUGGGCGUGGAACUGGUGGAACGCGGUCGAUGAGGACGUGAAGAAGGCCCAGCGGGGAGAAUUCAAGCAGCGCCCGAACGCGAUGCAGCUCACGCUCGAUCGCGAGGGCAACGCGGGCUGGAGGCGGGAUAUGCGCUGGCCCAAGCUCAUGGGCAUGAUUGAGAUUGUGCGGCCCGGGGAGAAGAUGGCCAAGCUCUAG